AUGGACGAUUCCGUCCUACUCUUCGUGACUGCACCAUUAGCAGACCACAAACUCAUCAACCGCUUCCUCCUCCAUCUCGGCGAUCAGCAGAGAAACGGCAUAGACAAAGUGGCGCACCUCGUCACGGCAAGAAAUGCAUACGCUCUAGGAGAUCCCCCACCACAGCACAACCGCAUGCCCGAGCCUACUGAUGUGCCGGUGAAAGCUGACUUAUCCAACGCAUGGACCGGCGCCUCCAUCUCGGACGUCGAAGGCUGGGUCCGCGACGUCAACCACGAGGACCCGCCUUCGAUGUUCUUGCUCCUGGACGACGAGGGCGUGCAGAACAGGACUGUUGUCUUUGCUGAGCAGCGUUUUGACGACGAGACCGAUGAAUUGACCAAGGACUAUAACAAGUGUCGCGUCCCGUGGGCUGAUGUUUAUUCCAUGUGGUGUAAUCUUGACAUCGGGAAUAUGGGUUGGGAGGACUUUACGGACGAGGACAGGGGUGGUGAUGCGGAGGGGUGGUGGAUUUUUGGGGAGGAUAAUGCGGAUAUCUUGACGGACAAGGAGAAGGAGAAGCUCAGGGAGAAGAUCGCAAAGCUGGAGGAGCAGGGGCUUGCGUAG
Saxophila tyrrhenica is the source of this 606-nucleotide messenger RNA. RefSeq lists its product as uncharacterized. Lineage: Eukaryota; Fungi; Ascomycota; Dothideomycetes; Mycosphaerellales; Extremaceae. The transcript has 2 exons. Bases 1 to 606 code for a protein of 201 amino acids. The record is from RefSeq and is a predicted model, not a curated record.